This is a messenger RNA of Seriola dumerili (greater amberjack), 8740 nucleotides long. It is a transcript of the gene acaca, whose product is annotated as acetyl-CoA carboxylase alpha. The transcript has 54 exons. NCBI's taxonomy places the organism in Eukaryota, Metazoa, Chordata, Actinopteri, Carangiformes, Carangidae. The coding region runs from base 165 to 7226 and encodes 2353 amino acids. Gene Ontology annotation, biological process: fatty acid biosynthetic process. Gene Ontology annotation, molecular function: ATP binding; metal ion binding; acetyl-CoA carboxylase activity. The record is from RefSeq and is a predicted model, not a curated record.
AGCGUCCAACGGAUCACUGUGACCUCAUCAUGAUGUGAUUUUUUCAUCAUCAGUGAGAUGUCUGAUAGACUCAAUUAAUUUAUCGAUCUUUUGGACUGUUCUUCGUCAGGAUUACUUGUCGGUUCAUCUCCACCGUAUUCGCAGCCUGUUCGUGUCGCCCAGCCAUGGCACAACAGGACGGUGCUGCCAAGAAGAACCCUGCUGUAGCGGCGUUGCACUCUCACUUCAUUGUGGGAUCAGUAUCGGAGGAGAACUCAGAGGAUGAAAUCCAAGGGAAGCUAGACAUGCAGCUGGAAGAGAAGGAGACGCGCUCUUUGUCACCAUCCUCCGGUAGCUCAGACAGCACCUAUGAGAUGGGCUUCGACCAUAUUGACGGCCCCAUGCACAAUCUAAGGCCGAGCAUGUCAGGGCUGCACCUGGUGAAGCAAGGCAGAGAUCGGCGGCGUAUUGAUCUGCAGAGGGACUUCACUGUGGCUUCUCCUGCUGAGUUUGUCACCCGCUUCGGUGGCAACAAGGUCAUCGAGAAGGUGCUCAUCGCCAACAAUGGUAUUGCAGCCGUCAAAUGUAUGCGCUCUAUCCGCCGCUGGGCCUACGAGAUGUUUCGUAAUGAAAGGGCAAUCCGCUUUGUUGUCAUGGUGACCCCAGAGGACCUGAAGGCCAAUGCAGAGUACAUCAAAAUGGCAGAUCAUUACGUGCCUGUGCCAGGAGGGACUAACAACAACAACUACGCCAACGUCGAGCUCAUUCUGGACAUCGCUAAACGCAUACCUGUUCAGGCAGUGUGGGCUGGGUGGGGUCACGCCUCAGAGAACCCCAAACUCCCAGAGCUGCUUCACAAGCAUGGCAUUGCUUUCAUGGGGCCCCCAAGUCAGGCCAUGUGGGCUUUGGGAGACAAGAUCGCCUCCUCCAUAGUCGCUCAGACGGCUGGUAUUCCAACUCUUCCAUGGAGCGGAGCAGGCCUGACAGUGGAAUGGGCAGAGAACAAGAGGAUCAUCAGCGUUCCUCAUGACGUGUACGAGCUUGGCUGCAUCCAGGAUGUAGAGGACGGCCUGAAAGCUGCGGAGAAGGUUGGUUACCCUCUAAUGGUGAAGGCCUCAGAGGGAGGUGGAGGGAAAGGAAUCCGUAAAGUCAACUCUGCUGAUGAUUUGCCCAACCUCUUCAGACAGGUCCAGGCAGAAGUUCCAGGAUCGCCUAUUUUCGUCAUGCAGCUUGCCAAGCAUGCCCGCCACUUGGAGGUCCAGAUCUUAGCCGAUCAGUAUGGCAAUGCCAUUUCCCUGUUUGGUAGAGACUGUUCUGUGCAGCGACGACACCAGAAAAUUAUAGAGGAGGCUCCUGCUACCAUCGCCACUUCUGAUGUGUUUGAGGAUAUGGAGAAGUGUGCAGUGAAGCUGGCUAAGAUGGUGGGGUACGUCAGUGCGGGUACAGUAGAGUACCUCUACAGCCAGGACGGCAGCUUCUACUUCCUGGAGCUCAACCCUCGUCUGCAGGUGGAACACCCCUGCACUGAGAUGGUGGCCGAUGUCAACCUGCCUGCUGCUCAGCUGCAGAUCGCUAUGGGUAUUCCUCUUCACCGCAUCAAAGACAUCAGGAUGCUUUAUGGGGUCCAGCCCUGGGGAGACUCUCCCAUUGACUUUGAGGGUCUGUCAACUGCCCCCUCCCCGCGGGGUCAUGUCAUUGCAGCACGUAUCACUAGUGAAAAUCCUGAUGAGGGUUUCAAGCCAAGCUCAGGAACGGUGCAAGAGCUGAACUUCCGCAGCAAUAAGAACGUGUGGGGCUACUUCAGUGUUGCAGCAGCUGGAGGUCUGCACGAGUUUGCCGACUCCCAGUUUGGACACUGUUUCUCUUGGGGAGAGAAUCGUGAAGAAGCCAUCUCCAACAUGGUGGUGGCUCUGAAGGAGUUGUCCAUCAGAGGAGACUUCAGGACCACAGUGGAAUACCUCAUUAAGCUGCUGGAGACUGAAAGCUUUCAGCACAACAGCAUUGACACAGGCUGGCUGGACAGGCUCAUCUCAGAGAAGAUGCAGGCUGAGCGUCCCGACACCAUGCUGGGGAUUGUGAGUGGGGCUCUUCAUGUGGCAGAUGUAAAUCUAAGGAACAGUGUGUCCAAUUUCCUGCACUCUCUGGAAAGGGGCCAGGUGCUGCCAGCACACACACUACUCAAUACUGUGGAUGUGGAGCUGAUCUAUGAAGGUACCAAGUACGUCCUGACAGUGACACGCCAGUCUCCCAACUCCUACGUGGUCAUCAUGAACAACUCCUCAGCUGAGGUGGACGUCCAUCGGCUCAGUGACGGAGGUCUUCUGCUGUCCUAUGAUGGCAGCAGCUACACCACCUACAUGAAGGAGGAAGUGGACAGGUAUCGCAUCACAAUUGGGAACAAGACGUGCGUCUUUGAAAAGGAGAAUGAUCCUUCUCUGCUGCGUUCUCCAUCAGCAGGAAAAAUCAUUCAGUACACAGUGGAGGACGGCGGACAUGUGUUUUCUGGCCAGUGCUACGCUGAGAUAGAGGUGAUGAAGAUGGUGAUGACCCUUACAGCUGCAGAGUCUGGUUGUAUCCACUACGUGAAGAGGUCCGGAGCAGCGCUGGAGCCUGGCUGCGUCAUUGCCAAGCUGCAGCUGGAUGAUCCAAGCAGAGUGCAACAGGCAGAGCUGCACACAGGGGCCCUGCCUUCUAUCCAGGCAGUAGCUCUGAGAGGAGAGAAGCUACACAGAGUCUUCCACAACACACUCGACCACCUCGUUCACAUCAUGAACGGCUACUGUCUUCCUGAGCCUUUCUUCAGUGCUAAGUUGAAAGAAUGGGUGGAACGGCUGAUGAAAACCAUGCGCGACCCCUCUUUACCACUGUUGGAGCUACAAGACAUCAUGACUAGCGUGUCGGGCCGCAUCCCCCCUGCUGUGGAGAAGGCCAUCAAGAAGGAGAUGGCUCAGUAUGCCAGCAACAUCACGUCUGUGCUCUGCCAGUUCCCCAGCCAGCAGAUUGCAAACAUCCUGGACAGCCAUGCUGCUACUCUUAACAAGAAGUCAGAGAGAGAAGUCUUCUUCAUGAACACACAGAGCAUUGUUCAGCUGGUGCAGAAGUAUCGCAGUGGCAUCCGAGGUCACAUGAAGGCAGUGGUGAUGGACCUGCUCAGACAGUACCUGAAAGUAGAGAUCCAGUUUCAGAACGGACACUACGACAAAUGUGUGUUUGCACUGCGUGAGGAAAACAAAGGCGACAUGGCCAACGUGCUCAACUACAUCUUCUCCCACGCUCAAGUCACCAAGAAGAACCUGUUGGUUACAAUGCUGAUCGACCAACUGUGUGGCCGUGACCCCACACUGACAGAUGAGCUGAUGGCCAUCUUGACUGAACUGACUCAGCUCAGCAAGACGACCAACGCCAAGGUGGCCCUGCGUGCUCGGCAGGUGUUGAUAGCUUCCCACCUUCCCUCCUAUGAGCUACGACACAACCAGGUGGAGUCCAUCUUCCUCUCUGCCAUUGACAUGUAUGGACACCAGUUCUGCAUCGAGAACCUGCAGAAACUGAUCCUUUCAGAGACAUCCAUCUUUGAUGUUCUGCCCAACUUCUUCUACCACAGCAAUCAGGUGGUCAGGAUGGCGGCUCUAGAGGUUUAUGUGCGCAGGGCAUACAUCGCCUAUGAGCUCAACAGUGUUCAGCAUCGACAGCUGAAGGACAACACGUGCAUAGUAGAGUUCCAGUUCAUGCUCCCCACCUCGCAUCCCAACAGAGGGAACAUCCCCACUCUAAACAGGAUGUCAUUCUCAUCCAACCUGAACCACUACGGCAUGGUGCAUGUAGCCAGCGUGAGUGAUGUUCUGCUUGAUACAUCUUUUACACCUCCUUGUCAGCGCAUGGGAGCCAUGGUCUCCUUCCGCUCCUUCCAGGAGUUCACCAGGAACAUUACAGACGUGUUGAGCUGCUUCUCCGACUCUCCUCCCCCAAGUCCGACCUUCCCAGAGGGAGGUAAUCCCGUCCUGUACGGUGAAGAGGACAACAAGAGUAUUCUGGAGGAGCCCAUCCACAUCCUGAACGUGGCUAUAAAGACGGACAGCGACAUCGAUGACGACGGCCUGGCGGCCAUGUUCCGGGAGUUCACUCAGUCAAAGAAAUCCCUGCUAUUUGAACACGGCAUCCGAAGGCUGACUUUCCUCGUGGCCCAGAAGGAUUUCAGGAAGCAAGUCAACUGUGAGGUGGACCAAAGGUUUCAUAGAGAAUUCCCCAAAUUUUUCACAUUCCGUGCCAGAGACAAGUUUGAGGAGGACAGGAUCUAUCGUCAUUUGGAGCCGGCACUAGCUUUCCAGUUGGAGCUCAACCGCAUGCGCAACUUUGCCCUGACUGCCAUCCCGUGUGCCAACCACAAGAUGCACCUGUACCUGGGUGCAGCCCGUGUGGAGGUGGGCACAGAGGUCACAGACUACCGCUUCUUUGUGAGAGCCAUUAUCCGCCACUCUGAUCUGGUGACAAAGGAAGCUUCUUUUGAGUACCUUCACAAUGAGGCAGAGCGUCUGCUGCUGGAAGCCAUGGAUGAGCUGGAGGUGGCUUUCAACAACACAACUGUACGAACUGACUGUAACCAUAUCUUCCUUAACUUUGUCCCGACAGUCAUCAUGGACCCGUCAAAGAUUGAGGAGUCGGUGCGCUCCAUGGUGAUGCGUUACGGCAGCCGUCUGUGGAAGCUGCGCGUCCUGCAGGCUGAACUGAAAAUUAACAUCCGCCUGACUCCAACAGGAAAGCAAAUCCCCAUCCGCCUCUUUCUUACCAAUGAAUCAGGCUACUACCUGGACAUCAGCCUGUACAAGGAGGUCACUGAUUCCCGAACGGGACAGGUGGGGCCCAAAGACCGACAGAUCAUGUUCCAGGCAUAUGGAGACAAACAGGGACCACUGCAUGGGAUGCUCAUCAACACCCCAUAUGUCACCAAGGACCUGCUGCAGUCGAAGCGCUUCCAGGCGCAGUCUCUGGGCACCACCUACGUCUACGACUUUCCAGAGAUGUUCAGACAGGCUCUGAAAAAGCUGUGGCACUCAAGCCAGGCCUUUGCCCACCUGCCCAAAUGCCCUCUUCCCUCUGAGCUGCUCACCUUCACAGAGCUGGUUCUGGAUGCCCAGGGUCAGCUGGUGCAGAUGAACCGACUGCCAGGGGGCAACGAGAUUGGUAUGGUGGCUUGGCGGAUGACCCUGCGAACUCCAGAGUAUCCAGCGGGACGCGAGAUCAUCGUCAUAAGUAACGACAUCACCCACAAGAUUGGUUCAUUCGGGCCCCAGGAGGACGUGUUGUUCCUGCGAGCCUCAGAGAUGGCACGAGAGAGCGGCAUCCCGCGAAUCUACAUCGCAGCCAACAGUGGCGCCCGCAUUGGGCUGGCAGAGGAAAUCAGACACAUGUUCCAUGUGGCCUGGCAAGAUCCAGCAGACCCUUACAAGGGUUUCAAGUAUCUCUACCUCACACCUCAGGAUUACAAAAAGGUUUCAGCUCUGAACUCUGUGCAUUGUGAACAUGUGGAGGAUGAAGGAGAAUCCAGGUACAAGAUCACUGACAUCAUUGGGAAGGAUGAAGGGCUGGGUGUGGAGAAUCUGAAGGGGUCUGGGAUGAUCGCUGGAGAAUCCUCUCUGGCUUAUGAGGAAAUCAUCACCAUGAACCUGGUCACAUGUCGAGCCAUAGGAAUUGGGGCCUAUCUGGUGCGGCUUGGACAGCGAACCAUCCAGGUGGACAACUCUCACAUUAUUCUUACUGGAGCUGGAGCACUCAACAAGGUGCUAGGCAGAGAAGUGUACACAUCAAACAACCAGCUCGGUGGAAUUCAGAUCAUGCACAACAACGGCGUGACCCACUGCACUGUGUGUGAUGACUUUGAGGGAGUCUUCACUCUUCUGCAGUGGCUGUCCUUCAUGCCCAAGUGUAAAUUUAGUCCAGUGCCCAUCCUCAGUGCCAAGGAUCCCAUAGAUCGAUCAGUGGAGUUUGUUCCAACCAAGGCUCCGUAUGACCCUCGCUGGAUGUUAGCAGGACGUCCCAGCCAGACUCCAAAAGGUGCCUGGCAGAACGGAUUCUUCGACCACGGCUCCUUCAUGGAGAUCAUGCAGCCGUGGGCUCAGAGUGUGGUGGUGGGCAGAGCCAGACUGGGUGGGAUACCAACUGGAGUGGUUGCUGUGGAAACCAGGUCAGUGGAGCUGUCAAUCCCAGCUGAUCCGGCCAAUUUGGACUCGGAGGCGAAGAUUAUCCAGCAGGCGGGACAGGUGUGGUUCCCAGAUUCUGCUUUCAAAACCGCUCAGGCCAUUAAGGACCUGAACCGAGAAGGCCUCCCUCUCAUCGUGUUUGCCAACUGGAGGGGCUUCUCUGGAGGAAUGAAAGACAUGUACGACCAGGUGUUGAAGUUCGGGGCCUACAUUGUGGAUGGACUUAGGGAAUACAAGCAGCCGGUGCUGGUUUAUAUUCCCCCGCAGGCUGAGCUGAGGGGAGGCUCCUGGGUGGUUAUCGAUCCCACCAUCAACCCUCGUCACAUGGAGAUGUACGCAGACAAGGACAGCCGAGGUGGAGUGUUGGAGCCUGAAGGAACCGUGGAGAUCAAGUUUAGGAGGAAGGACCUGGUGAAGACCAUGAGGAGAGUCGAUCCGGUCUACACGGGCUUGGCUGAACGACUGGGAACUCCAGAGCUGAGCCCCCCUGAUCGUAAAGAGCUGGAGACCAAGCUGAAGGAGCGGGAGGAGUUUCUCCUGCCCAUCUACCACCAGGUGGCUGUGCAGUUUGCAGACCUCCAUGACACCCCAGGUCGCAUGCAAGAGAAGGGCGUUAUCACAGAUGUCCUGGAAUGGCAAACGUCCCGUCAGUUCUUCUACUGGCGUCUGCGGCGUCUGCUGCUGGAGGACACGGUGAAGAGGAAGAUCCAAGCGGCCAACAGCGAGCUGACGGACGGCCAGAUCCAGGCCAUGCUGCGCCGCUGGUUCGUGGAGGCCGAGGGAGCUGUCAAGGCCUAUCUGUGGGACAACAACGAAGAGGUGGUGGGAUGGCUGGAGAGGCAGUUAGCUGAAGAGGAGGGCGCGCGGUCCGUCAUCGACGAGAACAUCAAGUACAUCCGCCGUGAUCACAUCCUCAAGCAGAUUCGCAGCCUCGUUCAAGCCAAUCCAGAGGUGGCCAUGGAUUCCAUCGUGCACAUGACCCAGCACAUCUCUCCCACACAGAGAACCGAGGUGGUCCGUAUUCUGUCCACUAUGGAGACGGCCUCCUCCUAAUGCGAGCCUGGCCUCUCCCCCCUCCCUUCCUCCCUGGCUGAAUCACAGUCCAGGCCAGAACCACAGCCAAAGGAGCCUGGCUCAGCCUUCCUGCUCUGACCGGAGCCUGUGCUCGAGACUGAGGGUGGAGGAGCCGACGUGAUGGUUACUGAUGAACCGUUGGCAAUGAUUCUCACUAAGCAAGAGUUCAGAUGACUGACAUCAUUUAUAACAUUUUGUAGAUUGUCUUACGUGUGUGUUAGUGUUUAGAUAAGUCCAUGUAUUUGUACUCAAGUGCAAUUGAAAGAUGACUAAAGAAAUAUCUAGUGAUUAAUAUAUAAUAACAUGUUUACACAGUUGGCUCAAACGAUGUUUCCAUGAUAAUCAGUGACCUCCAUUCUUUUGAACUGGAGUUUGCACAGUAAAUGUAGAACGUUGUCAUUUUAAAAUGCACCUUGGUUUGCGACAUAUGCUUGUUAAGAUUUGCAAGCGUUUUGUUGACCAGCUCCAUAAUGACAACACAUCGCGAGGGGCAUUAGCAAGAAAAGGGGGUUUUAAACUCCUGAGUGGGGAGCACUUAGUUACUGAACAAAGACAGGGAACACUAUAACAGAUUUGGACAGGACAGCCCAGCAGGGAGCAGGGACAAGGUCCCUUUUAGACCCCGACUGUUUCACAGUUACCCUGCAGUGAGCAACGGGCAGCUCGCCUCACAACAAAACCACAGCUGUCCCUUCUGUUCUCACUCUCUCAGCACACACAUGCUGCUUUACGUGCACUUUACUGCAAACUGUUCCCUCACACACACACACACACACACACACACACACACAGGUAACACAGACAGUAAUACAGUUAAUAAUAGUUUAAAUGGGAAUUGAUAAUUGAACUAAACAGAGUGGAUAAUAGCAUGAUGGUUUAAACAGCCUUGGGUUAUUACUUUUAUUUUGACAACUAUUGUGUUGCUUCUGAAACCAGUUAUUAAAUGAUGAGGGUUUUUUUCUUUUUUUUAACUAAAGAAAUAUUUUUGAAUUUACAACAGUUGGAUGACUUAAUGAUUAAAUAUUUGUGAAUAAACAAAGGCUACUGUUCACUGGACUUACUGUAUGUUACAUGUCAGACGUGUCUAAUUUUACUGUAAUCCACAUUAACUGUUCUAUUUAAAGUUUGUACCUUUGUGUAUAUGAAAUGUUACUUAUUUUUUAAUAUUCAUUUUUGAAAACAAUGCUUGAAUCACUUAUUCUCCACUUUGAGUUUGUUACCAAUGAGCAGGCAACUGUAUCAUAAAAGGAUUUUUUUUAACAAUAGCGAACAUAAUCAUAGCAAAACGGCACCAUCAUGUUAAAUGCAAUCCUAUAGGUCACUGUGUCAUAUGUUAGCGAUGUGAAAUGGCUUCAUGGUCAAUGCUGUGCCUUUGAUGUGCCUAUGUUGACAUGUAGUCCAGUUGCUUUAUAAGUAACUGGUUGUUUCCUGUACAACAAUGGGGAAGAAUUUACAGUGAUGAGCUCUAAAUGUGUCUGCAAAUUUAAUAAAGC